This is a messenger RNA of Apis dorsata (giant honeybee), 2390 nucleotides long. RefSeq lists its product as uncharacterized. Bases 328 to 1962 code for a protein of 544 amino acids. Lineage: Eukaryota; Metazoa; Arthropoda; Insecta; Hymenoptera; Apidae. The transcript has 3 exons. The record is from RefSeq and is a predicted model, not a curated record.
AUUUUGAUCAUAUAUGCAUUAUAACUCGAGAGGAAGUGAUAGCGUGAUGCGCACCAAUUCCCGGUGAUUCGACGCGAAACAGCCUCUAAGAUCAGUCAGUAUCUCUAUAUUUUCCUCUUCUUCUUUUUUCUCGUUUUAUUCAAGAGAAAACCGUCGAUUGUAGCAGUACCUACGCAAAACAAUGUUGUCAAGUCCAGUUUAAACAGUUGCCGUACAAGUGCCUCUUUGGAAAGAGGGAAGCUUUAAAAGACGUUGCCAAUGGAUAGAUGUCUCCAUAGUAGGAUCGGUGAAGUGUAGGAUCUAGUUGGACGUGGUACGAUCAGCGGGAUGAGGAUCGCGUGUGUGAUCACGAUUUGUGCCGCAUUUAUAUCAACAUUCCUCGGUGUAGAAACCGUGCAUUCUGAAAGGAGGCAAAAGUCAAAGGCCCAUUUGCUACAACUCGAAUCCGUAAAUAACACAAAUUUCAACGUCAGCGAGAUAACGUUCACAACUCUCCAACCGGAGAUACAACCGGAAAAAUUGUUCAACCAGCACGAAACACACUCGAAUGCACCAAACGCGCACAAACUCGCCUCGAAAACGAGAGGCGCAAGCAAGAAAAUCUUAAGAAUUCAUUCGACUCGUUCGAUUCAACCGCGAUCGUAUCCGUUGAAUCGAUAUAAGGUGAAUCGACGUCGAAGGCAGCUUCAGCAUUCGGCCGCGAGAACAAAAUCGUACGAUAUUAACGAGAAUUACGUGGAAAAUCAACAAUUCGAAACAAUACAAGGACCCGCGGCAGCUUUCGAGGAUGGAUCGAUUCGAAUCGAGCCUAUAUACCGAGUGAGCAAGAGCAAAAACAUCUUCGACUCGAUCGUUGACGUGAUUCAUAAAAUAAUCAAUCCAUCGAAAGCGUUGGGCCCCUUCGUUGGACCGUUCCAUUUCCCAGGCGUGGGCGACAAAGUGUACAUUCGACUUUUAGAGCCGCUUAACUCGAAGCAUCUGGUGAUACGAUUGAUAUCGCAUUCGCCGAUCACAGAAAUUCAGUCGACGUUCGAGAAAAACAUUCUUCCGGCCAGCGAGUUGAUAGAACAUCCCGAAAUUUCCUCGAUCGAUCACGAGCCUCUUUCUCUGCCCAACAAUGAACUGUUGAAAUCGUACGGCCAGCACAGCGACGCGGUUCACUCGUCGGACAGUUUGCUGUCAUCCAGUAACAAUGUGGAUCAAGUUUUGAAAGUGACGAAUAAUUUUGGCCAGAAAGCAAAGGUUAAUUCCGCAGGAAAGCACAAUUUGAGGACGUAUAAGCUGAGUUUUAAACAUGGUAACGUGAACGGUAUCCAAAAGAUCAGACAUCAUAAGAGGAAUCCGUCUUCGAUAACAAAAAGCAAUAUCAAUCAUAUUUCUCGUACGAAGCAGGCCGGUGAAAUAAAUAAAACGAAAGAUAAUCUUCGAUCGAGCAAUUAUCAAGAAUCGGCGAAUGAUUCCAGCGGCGAAGACGAUUCCAAGCUGUUAACCGUCGAUUUCCAACAAAUUCAGCAUCCCAUAAAUGCUUCGUUAUUCGAGCAAAUAUCUUACAACACACCAAUCACUCCGUUCGAAUCAUUUUCGAGCGAUCAAAUAUUCUCGAAUCCUCGAAUCCCAACCUCGAUCAAUCGACAAGUUCAAUCGUACAACGAUUCCAACGAAUCAACUACUCCAAAGUACAGUAUCAAAUUUGCGAGUAAGAACAUGAGAUACCUUAACCUAGACGGAAGCGUGGAGCCCGCCAUUAAGAAGGACAGCGAUGGCGGGAAAUUCAAAUCAACAGAAAUGGAUCCCGUCGUCUCGAAAGUGUCUAAACCUGUCGAUAGCCAUUGGAGAGUGCUUCGAGGCGUAAAUCUACGAUCGAAAGAGGCAAUAGAGUCGAAUAAACAGAGUCAUGGAGGUUCUCGAGAAAGAAGCGAUCGCAACGAUGAUGCGUUUUUUAGAAGUGUCCCGGAGGUCUAAUGAUAGCGCGAUGAAUUAUUCACGAGGAAACACAGUCGCGAUAAAGGAGCAAGGGUGUUGUUUGGAAAAAAGAAAUGGAAAACAAAAGCACGAGAUCUGGAUUCGACGAACAAUGUGGAAUCGAGUCGAAUAUAAAUAAUUCAGGGGAGCAGCGUGGAAUCCAUGUCGAGAAAUGGAUUGCAAAACAGUUUGAAGUCGUUGCAAGUCCAUUCAGAAUGAUGCGUUAAAAAUAUUUUUUUAAACAAACAGUCUCAGUCUUUAGUAUAAUCUUUCAGAAUUUUUAUUUAGAUUUAUUCUUCUUUGUUAUUUUGCUGUAUCGCUUGUUGAUUUUUAUGAUUCUUCGAUUAAUAAUACAUUUGUUGCACAGUCAUUUCUUAAGAUUCUUUAAUAUAAUAUUAACGUAUGAAUAGUGAAAUCAAUAAAAAUGU